Molecule: messenger RNA, 3873 nt
Organism: Gopherus flavomarginatus (Mexican gopher tortoise)
Lineage: Eukaryota; Metazoa; Chordata; Testudines; Testudinidae
Exons: 6
Coding region: 310-1077 (255 amino acids)
Molecular function (GO): zinc ion binding
Source: RefSeq, a predicted model, not a curated record
ACUUCCUACACAAACAAACUUCUACUGUAUUGCUAAAUUGAAAGAAGCAGCUUGUUGUCAUGGUGUAUUCUAAAGUCUGGAUUCAGGACAGAGGGACAGUAUUUUAGUUGCUGAUAUGUGAUGCUGACGCUGUGCUGCAUGAAGAAGUUUUCAUUUAUAAAUGUUGGACUUGUGCCCAGACUGCUAUGGUAGAAUCUGGAAGAAAACACAAUAAGGAGAAGAACGUGAGACCAAUUUUGCUGGAACAUAUGUUGGGGGGGGGAAAGGCUUUAACAAAAGACAUUUUUCAAACAGUGAAAGAACUAGACAAUGGACAAUAGUUAUGAAUCUUUAAAAAUCUAUCCUGCAUCAACCCCUGUUAUCCAUGCAGGAAUAAGUCCAACCAAAACUGGCAAUCCUACCCCAAUGGUGCGGCAGCCUGGUUCCCAAGUGCUGGCCUUACCCAUGGGAGAAUUUCCUGUUGUCCUCUCUCUAUGUUCCUACCAUGAGUCAAAAGAAUGCUUUAUCUGUCGAGAAGGAGACGAGAUGGGUCGUGACGCUCUGCUGCACUUCUGUGACUGCAAAAACCUGAUUGCUCACCAGAAGUGUGUGUUAACCUGGAUACAAAAGGGUUCUGAUAAUCAAGAUAGAGCAAGAUGCAAAGUAUGUACAGCUGAGUACCAGCUACAGAAAGGAUCAGUGUGGAGAAUCCUGUUUUGUCACUGGCAGAAUUGGCUCUUCUUCUGCUUGGUCCUGGCAGUAGUGACUAUCAUUCCCCUUGCAGUCUAUCGAAUGAUGGUAGCUUUUAAGGACCCUCCACCCAGUCCUGUAUUCCAUGCAGCAGCUGUGUGCUUCGGAGUUCUCGCAGAGACUCUUCUGAUCAAAUAUGUAUUGUAUUACUGCAGCAGCAAAUACAACGAGGCCAAGAUGUCUUCAUUUUCCGUCAGAGCGAGAACUAUAGAACAAUGUGAUCGAGGCGCUGGUCUUCUGUGGCCAGCCAGUCAGAACCCAUCAACAGCUGUGAUGAGCAGAGCAGAGAUGGGGAAACAGGAGGCAGUCAAAGCCAAAGAAGGUUUCGGCCUGAAGCUGUGUGUAUGACUGAAGCAGAGCAAGGCCGGGACCCAAGGAAACCCCAGCAGCAAGGGAAAAAACAGAUUGACUCUCAUUUUAGCUCCUGGAUUGGACAGAUCUCUCCCCUGCUGGCAGUUUGGCUGAAUAUCAAUGGGACAGAUACCAGGAUGAAUAGCUUAAAAUAAUUAGGGGGCCAAUCUGCAAAACUGCUCUCAUCCAAUUCUUUACUGUAUGAUGAAAGACACAAAACAAAUUACAUUUAGAUUAUUAAAUAUUAAGUCACUGGAUUUACCUACAUUUGGUCCAAAGCAGGAAACUGGAUAAAAUUCAAUUUUAUGUCAUUGUGUUGAUGGCCUGUUUUUCAAAAGAGUGAGUGUUUUUUGGCAGGUCAGACUCUUUGACACAUGGGGAAAAUAGGUGCUUAAUUUAAAUGAAAAUUAAUGCAAUCAUAAUUAACACAAAUGUGAACAGAAUUAAACACAGGCAAGAGUUUAGUUUAAUGCUUAGCAGUUUAAACUAUAUGUUUUAGGAAACGUCCUGCUUCAGUUGAAGACAAUGGCAGUGUUGCCACUGAAUUCAAUGGAAACUGGAGUAGGCCUUGUAGGUAGAAAGGCAGGAUUCCCUGUACUUUAUAUUUAAUGCACAAAAACAGAAGCAACAAGCUCAUUUAGUAUCAGUAAAGGUCAGUUAAAAUUAUAGAGACAUCCUUUGGAGCAAAUCUUCUGCCUUGUAUUUGCAUAUUUAUGAACUAGAGAUUAUGACAGGCCAUUCCAUUUAUUAGUGCAGCGCAGCUAUAGUUAAUAGUCUGUCAGCAUUUCCAUUAUAAACCCCGUUUUUCAGUGUUUUAAUUUCUCAGCCAUUUGAAAUCACAUCAGGAAGCAAUGUAGCCCUUGUGUUGUCAGGCCAGGUGCAUUUUUAAAGAAGUAAAUAAAUAAAAAUAUAUUUAAAUGAGCUUAGCCAUUUCUGAGUGGGCAAAUGGCAUAAAAUCACAAAGCCUUGGGGGAUAUUAUUCUUUUUUAUUUUUAUUUUUAGGGAGAUUUUGACAAUCACGUCUUCUGUUUCCUCUCAUCUCAUCACUUGAGGUCGAGUCAUCAUGCAAGCAUCUGCCAUCUUCUUCUGUUCGAGGCAACACUAAAGUCCACUUGCUUGCCAUCUUCUUUGCUGCAAUCCAUCCAUCGCUGCCUCAGCUUUUCUUGGGGUCUCUUUCCAACCACCCUGUUCCGUCCCAAAAUCCUCUUCAUUCAUCCUGUGCAUGUGUCCAAACCAGCAGAGUUGCACUUCCUGGAUUUUGUCAGCCACAUCACAGACAUUGACUUCCAUCCUAAUGCUUUCAUUUCUAAAUCUCUCCCUUCAUGUGACUCUUUUUAUUAUGCAAAGACAGCUCAUCUCAAACACCUGUUGGCAUUGAACCUGCUGUAUCUUACCCAUGCGUCUGCACCAUACAGCGUUGUGGAGUACACUUGGAAUCUCAGUGUCAGUGGCGUAUGCUUAUCAUAAGCAACAUCUAGGAUGUUAUUCCACACUCAUCCAGCGCUCUCCAGUCUGGACUGCAGCUCACAUUCAAGCUUGCUGUCUUCCAUAACCCAGCCACCAAGGUACUUGAACUGGUCACUCUGGUUUAGUCAUGGUCCAUUAAUCUCUAUAUCCAGUUUCCCUGUGGCACCUCUGCUGACUCACAUGACCUCAGCCUUAGUCAUGUUCCUUUUCAUCCCUUACCUGCUUAGCUGGUCAUACCACUGAUUUACUUUUUCCUCUAGGUCUUCUUUUGAGGAUGCCCUUAUUGCUAUAUCAUCUGAGUAUAGCAGCCUCUCACCUUUUCGCAUUGGUUUCUUCCUGCUGACAUAGGCCAUCAAUAUGAUAAACAGCAGUGGACUGAGAGCUGACCCUGGUGCAGUCUGACUUGCACUUCAAAGGGCUUGUCGUUCCAGUACAGGUUCAGAUCACUGUUUUAGGUGAUGUAUAUAGUGCAUUUGCCAUAAAUACUAAAUCCACAGACAUUCCAUAUUUCCUCAGCAUUGGUGUGAGCAUCCUUGUGUCCACUUUUUGACAAACACAUCUAUCAAAAACAUCUUGAAGUUUUGAAAAAUGACAUUUUGCAAGCAGCAAGCAUAUAAAGGGAACAUCAGUCCUUGGUGCAAAGUCGAAGUUGCUGGAGGUACUUAUCAAGUGGUGACACCAGGCUGGUCCCAAGCAUGUGUGAACCAUUUGGCUGCACGUGGUGCCCCUUGCCCUUGGCAGCCAAAGCAUUGGGCUAAAGAUGACAGCUAGGAAGAGAGAGCUUGUGAGACAGCAUGAGCCACAUUAAGGUGAAUGAGAUGCCUUGAGUAGAACAAGCAUCAGGGGCAGAUCCACGUGGUUGCAGGGUAGGAUGGAGAGUUAUGAAACUGGCAUCCCUGUAAGUGAUUCUUCUACUUCUUCUGAAACUGGUUAAGACCAGCACUAUGGUGACCUCAUUGCUGUUAUUUUGGAAUAUAACUUUUAGUACUUUGCUGAGCUUUUCCUAGUUUCCCUGCAUGCAAUAUAGAGACAAGCUGUACCAUUCUCAUGCCUGUUUGAACUUCCUACUUAUUCCGAGUGUCUCCAGCAGAGGAAUUCCAUCUAUUGCCAACUCCCUGGCAGAAGGAAGAUUGCUUUACAAUGGCAAUAUUGAGGUGAGGGCAGGAAUAGGAGUAAUAGGCGUAAAGUGACAAAAUAUGCACUCUUAUAUGUAAUCUGAUAGAAGAUACAUUCUGUAAUUUAGCUGAGUAUUAGUGUUUACUACAUAUUUGUUUUGCUAUCUUUUAUUUUUACUUUGCUGUGAAAUAAAAACACUUGCACAACUGA